This is a messenger RNA of Eptesicus fuscus (big brown bat), 1445 nucleotides long. It is a transcript of the gene SLC25A14, whose product is annotated as solute carrier family 25 member 14. Gene Ontology annotation, cellular component: mitochondrial membrane. The transcript has 10 exons. The record is from RefSeq and is a predicted model, not a curated record. The coding region runs from base 181 to 1053 and encodes 290 amino acids. Lineage: Eukaryota; Metazoa; Chordata; Mammalia; Chiroptera; Vespertilionidae. Gene Ontology annotation, biological process: mitochondrial transport; transmembrane transport.
UGUGAGGGGUGCUGUUGAAAGUUGCUCCCCUUCAGUUUAUACCCCUUCCACUCCUUGAGGUCAAGGCAUUGAAGGCAUCUAUUAAAAUGCAGUUCAGAUAACUAAUUGUGAUGACAGCCUUUAUCAACACGAAUUAAUUUCUCAGACAAGUAUCAGAAAAGUGACACUGGAAGCCAUGAGAUGUCUGGUCUGAAUUGGAAACCCUUUGUAUAUGGCGGCCUUGCCUCUAUUGUUGCGGAAUUUGGAACUUUUCCUGUGGACCUAACUAAAACUCGACUGCAGGUUCAAGGCCAAAGCAUUGAUGCCCGCUUCAAAGAGAUAAAAUACCGAGGAAUGUUUCAUGCCUUGUUCCGAAUUUAUAAAGAAGAAGGUAUAUUGGCUUUGUAUUCAGGAAUUGCUCCUGCUUUACUAAGACAGGCAUCAUAUGGCACCAUUAAAAUUGGCAUUUAUCAAAGCUUGAAGAAAUUAUUUGUAGAACGUUUAGAAGAUGAAACUCUUCUAAUUAAUAUGAUCUGUGGGGUAGUGUCAGGAGUGAUAUCUUCCACUAUAGCCAAUCCCACCGAUGUACUAAAGAUUCGAAUGCAGGCUCAGGGAAGCUUGUUCCAAGGCAGCAUGAUUGGCAGCUUCAUUGAUAUAUAUCAGCAAGAAGGUACCAAGGGCCUGUGGAGGGGUGUCGUUCCAACUGCUCAGCGGGCUGCUAUCGUUGUGGGAGUAGAGCUACCAGUCUAUGAUAUUACGAAGAAGCACUUAAUAUUGUCAGGGGUGAUGGGAGACACAAUUUUAACUCACUUUGUUUCCAGUUUUACAUGUGGCUUGGCUGGGGCUCUGGCUUCUAAUCCAGUUGAUGUGGUUCGAACUCGCAUGAUGAACCAGAGGGCAAUCGUGGGACAUGUGGACCUCUACAAGGGUACUUUGGAUGGUAUUUUAAAGAUGUGGAAACACGAGGGCUUUUUUGCACUCUAUAAAGGAUUUUGGCCAAACUGGCUUCGACUUGGACCCUGGAACAUCAUUUUUUUUAUCACAUAUGAGCAGCUUAAGAGACUUCAGAUCUAAGGACUGAAUUACAUGUGAGCCAAGCCCUGCCAACCUUUCUACUCUUUUCCCCUUUAAAUGUAUUUUGACAAAGUUGUGAGUGUUUACUGAACCAUUGGUCUCCCAACAGCCUCCUGAUGGAAGAACAAUAGAUAGGAUUGUUCAAAAUUGUUCAUUUGUUUGUGUUACCAUGUUAACUUCCUUGAGAGGAAGUGUUAACAUUGAGAUUCUGGCACCAGAUUGGUAUCUUCUAUGAAGAUGGAUACUGAUGGGUGACAUUCAAAAUGGCCUUCUUUUCAAAUGUGGGUUAAAUGUAGUUCGAUAGCCUCAGACUUGGGUGAGAGCAGAAGGCAUAGGCCAGGGCAGUUAUUGCUAUGUAUGUUACAGACCUCGGUUCUCAUUAAAGUAUUUAU